AUGAAGCUCCUCGCCCGGAGGAUCCUCCCGGACAUGGAGGAGGAGCAGCUUUCUCUGCUCCCAGAGGACCCUGAGGAUAUGUGGCAUGCAUACAACCUCAUCGUCGUUGGCGACAUCGUCGGCGGGCACGCCAUUCGCAAGAUCGCCAUCCCGAACGGUGGCACCGGGUCGUCGGCUACGGAGCGCGUCCACACCGACCUGACUCUGCGAGUAAAGUCCACCUUCUUCGACCCAGCCGUAUCAUCACUCCGCGUCUCCGGCGUCGUCGUCAGCGAGAACGAAUACGUGCCUCGGGGCUCCCAUCACACACUCGACCUGGAAGUCAGCCGCUCGUUUAAAAUCGUCAAGCCAAAUGGCUGGGACUCGGUCGCCAAUACCACACUCUCUCAGGCGCUAUCUGACGACAGGAACGGUGCCAUGGCCGCCGUCGUCAUGCAGGAGGGCUUGGCCAACAUCUGCCUCAUCACCCAGUUCCGCACAGUGUUGAAGACCAAGGUCGAGAGCGUCGUCCCGAAGAAGCGUGACAAGGCUUCGGAGCAAGACGCCGGCAUGAAGCGCUUCUUCGAUAAGACGCUCAACUCGCUCGUCCGUGCCCUCGACUUCUCCGACACUCGUCCGCUGCUCCUCGCCAGCCCAGGAUUCACGGCCGGCGACUUCAAGGACUACAUGACGAAGCAGGGUCGCGACAAGUCAGACAAGGUUCUCAGUGCAAUCGCGAAAAACGCGACGGUGAUUCACACCAACUCGGGCCAUCUACACAGCCUGAACGAGGUUCUCAAGAGCCCCGAAGUCCUCGCCAAGAUGCGAGACAUGGUGUACGCCAAGGAGACGCAGUACAUGGACCAGUUCUUCGACAUGCUCAAGCUGGACGACGGGCGCGCGUGGUACGGCACAAAAGCGGUCGAGAAGGCUGUUGCCGACGGCGCGGUCGGGCCGGGCGGCGGCGUGCUCCUCGUCAACAACUCCCUGUUCCGAAGCGAUGACCUCGAGACAAGGAAAAAGUACGUCGGGCUGGUGGACAAGGUGCAUUUGGAUGGAGGCGAGGCGCGGAUACUGAGCAGCGAGCACGAGAGUGGUCAACGGUUAAAGCUGAUGGGCGACAUCGCUGCCAUUCUGAAUUACCCCAUCCUGGAUCUCGACGAGGACGAAGAGGAGGAGGCGGAGCAAGUGGUCCGGGACAACGGAAACAGACACGAAGAGGACGAAGACAUGUUAGACAGCGUGAUUUAG
Purpureocillium lilacinum is the source of this 1230-nucleotide messenger RNA. RefSeq names its product translation factor pelota. NCBI's taxonomy places the organism in Eukaryota, Fungi, Ascomycota, Sordariomycetes, Hypocreales, Ophiocordycipitaceae. Gene Ontology annotation, cellular component: cytoplasm. Gene Ontology annotation, biological process: nuclear-transcribed mRNA catabolic process, no-go decay; nuclear-transcribed mRNA catabolic process, non-stop decay; ribosome disassembly. The record is from RefSeq and is a predicted model, not a curated record.